AUGUUUGAGAAGGUGAAGAAGGUUCGUCUUCAAACUCUAAGGGCUGAGUUUGAGUCUCUAAUGAUGAAGGAGACUGAAUCCAUUUCGGAUUAUUUCACCAAAGUUUUGACGGUAGUGCACCAAAUGAAAAGGCUUGGAGAAAAAUUAGAAGAUGUUUGUGUUGUUGAGAAAAUUCUUCGUUCUCUUAACUCAAAAUUUUAUCAUGUGGUGGUAGCCAUUGAGGAGUCAAAAGAUUUGGAUACAAUGUCCAUUGAUCAGUUGAAUGAUUUCUUAUGGGCCCAUGAAGAAAGAAUGGAUAAAGGCAAGCAAGAACGUGUGGAGCAUGUCUUGCAGAAUGGACAUUAUUCUUGGGAGUGUCAAACAUCCAAAGAAGAAGAAAAUAAACUUGUUGUGCACAGUGAAGAUGUUGAAGAACCAACAUUAUUCCUUACCCUCAAGGAAGAUCAAAAUUCUGAAGAUAGUGCGUGGUAUCUUGACAAUGGAGCUAGCAACCAUAUGACAGGUGAUAGGAGUAAAUUUGUAGCACUCGACACCAACGUAAAAGGACACGUGUGUUUUGGUGAUGAAUCAAAAGUAGAGAUCAAUGGCAAAAGAACGAUUCUAUUCGAGCUGAAGAAUGGAAGUCAUAAGAUUCUUUCCAAUGUUUAUUACAUCCCAAAGAUGAAAAAUAAUAUCUUGAGUAUUGGGCAACUUAUGGAGAAUGGUUGCAAGAUAGUCAUGGAAGAUCGCUAUCUUUGA
Molecule: messenger RNA, 738 nt
Organism: Arachis stenosperma
Lineage: Eukaryota; Viridiplantae; Streptophyta; Magnoliopsida; Fabales; Fabaceae
Exons: 2
Coding region: 1-738 (245 amino acids)
Source: RefSeq, a predicted model, not a curated record